Impatiens glandulifera is the source of this 1686-nucleotide messenger RNA. Its product is annotated as ATP-dependent 6-phosphofructokinase 6-like. The transcript has 13 exons. The record is from RefSeq and is a predicted model, not a curated record. Gene Ontology annotation, biological process: fructose 6-phosphate metabolic process; glycolytic process. Lineage: Eukaryota; Viridiplantae; Streptophyta; Magnoliopsida; Ericales; Balsaminaceae. Gene Ontology annotation, cellular component: cytoplasm. Gene Ontology annotation, molecular function: 6-phosphofructokinase activity; ATP binding. The coding region runs from base 144 to 1577 and encodes 477 amino acids.
UUCUUCCGCUUCAUCUCUCACCAUUCGUUUCUUCGUUAAUGAAAUCUCAAUAAUAAUAAUAAACUGUACAUUUUUCUCAUAUCAUUCAUUCGCAUGUCGUUACGUCGUCUUCUCCGUCUGAUUCAAACCAUACGAAACUUCAAAUGGGACCUCAAUCGAAUUCUCAGAUGAAAAUUGUCCAUGGCAUGGGUGGCUUCGUCCUUGAAGAUGUUCCUCAUCUCUCUGAUUACAUCCCCAAUCUACCGACAUUUAAUAAUCCAUUGCAGUUUAAUCCUGCAUACGCAGUCGCGAAGCAGUAUUUUGUAAAUUUUGAUGAUAGCGUUGCUGAGAAGAUUAUUGCCCGUCCAAAUAGUCCAAGAGGGACACAUUUUCGACGUGCUGGGCCUAGACAGAAGGUGUAUUUUAGUUCAGAUGAUGUCCAUGCUUGUAUUGUCACAUGUGGUGGCUUGUGCCCUGGUUUGAACACUGUGAUCAGAGAAAUUGUAUGUGGUCUCCAUCAUAUGUAUGGUGUGACCAAAGUCCUUGGUAUAGAAGGAGGAUACAGGGGGUUCUAUGCACGAAAUACUAAUCAUUUGACCCCAAGGUCUGUCAAUGACAUCCAUAAACGUGGCGGAACUAUCAUUGGUACAUCGAGGGGAGGGCAUGACGCUAUUAAAAUAGUUGAUAGCAUUCAAGACCGCGGAAUUAAUCAGGUUUAUGUGAUUGGAGGUGAUGGAACUCAGAAAGGAGCAGCUUUGAUCUUUGAGGAAGUUAGAAGGCGUGGUCUGAAAGUUGUAGUUGCUGGUAUUCCCAAAACAAUCGAUAAUGACAUACCGGUUAUUGAUAGAUCAUUUGGCUUUGAUACUGCUGUUGAAGAAGCUCAACGUGCGAUAAAUGCUGCCCAUGUCGAGGCUAAAAGUGCUGAAAACGGUGUUGGUGUGGUGAAGUUAAUGGGUCGCUAUAGUGGAUUCAUUGCAAUGUAUGCUACACUUGCUAGCCGUGAUGUAGACUGCUGCUUGAUUCCAGAAUCACCUUUCUACUUAGAAGGCAAAGGUGGGAUGUUUGAAUUUGUUGAAAAGCGUUUAAUAGAAAACGGGCAUAUGGUUAUAGUGAUAGCUGAAGGAGCGGGACAGGAGUUAGUUUCUGAGAGUUUGCAGUCUGUGGAGCAGAAAGAUGCUUCUGGUAACAAGUUGCUCCAGGAUGUUGGUUUAUGGAUAAGUCAUAACAUUAAGGAACAUUUUGCCAAAGACAAGAAGAAGAUGAAUAUUACUCUUAAAUAUAUAGAUCCAACAUACAUGAUUAGGGCAAUUCCAAGCAAUGCAGCUGAUAACGUUUACUGCACAUUACUUGCUCAAAAUGCUGUUCAUGGAGCUAUGUCAGGUUACACCGGUUUCACAUCUGGAGUCGUUAAUGGCAGCCAUACCUAUAUUCCUUUUAACAGAAUCACUGAGAUUCAAAACAAGGUUAUAAUAACCGAUAGAAUGUGGGCAAGGCUUCUUUCAUCAACCAAUCAGCCAAGUUUCGUGGGCAAUACUGAUCCCAAAAAAGAGGACGACAAUAACAACAAAUCAGGUAAAGAUAGCAAAAGCUCCACCUGAAUGUUUUUUAGUAUUUAACAACCACCUAUAUAUAUAAAUAUAUAUAUUUUCACAUGUAAAAAAAGAAGCCAUUGAUUGAUAUAUGCCAUUGGAUAUAAAAGUAUAACAG